AACAUUUCACCAUCUAAAAAGAGAGCAGAAUUGGUAAUUCCAAGAAAAGGAAGGCUCUAUAUAUAACAUGAAAAGUGAUACUGUCAAAGAACCUAACAGUUCCGUUUUCCAUCCCCUUUCUUCCUCAUAAUAGUAAAAAGAAAAGAUCACCAUUACUACACUUCCACUUCACUUUCCCAAAACCAUAAUUAAUGGAACAGAGAUCACAUCUUCUAUCCUUUCCUUCUUCUUGUCUUCUUCUUCUUCUUCUUCUUCUUCCUUUUGUUUCUGCUGGAUCUGUUGCAGCUUACAAGAAUUACACAGUUGGUGACUCUUUUGGUUGGUAUGAUAACACUGAAAAGCCUAAUCUUGAUUAUCAGAAAUGGGCUGAUUCCAAGAAUUUCAGCUUGGGAGAUUUCCUGAUUUUCAACACUAACAACAAUCAUUCAGUCGUUCAAACCUACAAUUUCACCACAUACAAGUUGUGUGACUAUGAUAAUGCCUUAGACAAUGACACUAUUGAAUGGUCAGUCUCCGAUCCAUCAAACACCGCCACAACUGGAGUCACUGUAGCAGUUCCUCUAUUAAAAGAAGGAACCACAUAUUUCUUCUCCGGUGAUUAUGAUGGUGAUCAAUGCAAAGCUGGUCAACAUUUCAAAAUUAAUGUGACCCAUGGUCGGGGCUUACCGGAAAGCUUAAAAGAUCCUUCUGAGCAAGCUCCAGCGCCAAAUAGUCCUGAUGUUAGUGGUGAAGAUGUCACUCCAGAUACGAUUGUACCUGCCAAUUUCGAUAACCCUAAAGAUGUAAGCGAUGAUAAUGAAGAUUCAGGAUCUAUUACAUUAUAUCUAAAUUUCUUAAACGUGAAAUUAAAUGUGAUUUUAUUUUUAGUAGGGUUUUUUUUCAUAUUUUGAUGAGUUGUUUGUUGGUGUUAUAUUUAAAUAUUCAUUUAUUUUUACAUAAAUUUUUUUGUAUCUUCUUUAAAAUUGCACUUCAUCUUGUAGAAUAGUGCAGAUAUACAAGUUGAAAGGUGUUUGUUUGCGUUGGUUAUAUAUAAAGAGAUUGUUAUAUACAAGUA
Molecule: messenger RNA, 1054 nt
Organism: Jatropha curcas
Lineage: Eukaryota; Viridiplantae; Streptophyta; Magnoliopsida; Malpighiales; Euphorbiaceae
Product: early nodulin-like protein 18
Cellular component (GO): plasma membrane
Molecular function (GO): electron transfer activity
Source: RefSeq, a predicted model, not a curated record